AUGUCAAAGUUGGACCAGGUUCUCGUUCUGGAACCUCCCUCGGACCUCAAAUUUAAAGGUCCAUUCACAGAUGUUGUCACCACCAACCUCAAGCUGAAGAACCCCUCGGACAGGAGAGUGUGUUUCAAAGUUAAGACGACGGCACCGCGCCGGUACUGUGUACGGCCCAACAGUGGCGUCAUUGAAGCGGGAGCCGCCGUCAACAUAUCUGUUAUGCUACAGCCCUUUGACUAUGACCCCAACGAGAAGAGCAAACACAAAUUCAUGGUGCAGACCAUCUAUGCUCCACCCAAUGUCACUGACAUGGAUGCUUUGUGGAAAGACGCCAAACCCGAUGACCUUAUGGAUUCCAAAUUGAGAUGUGUUUUCGAGCUGCCUUCUGAAAAUGAUAAGAUGAAUGACGUGGAGGCCAGCAAAACCGCCUCAGUGAUGAACUCUACCAAGGCUGACACGCCCUCAGCUUCAACAGUUGUAACACCCAUUACCACCGUCAUGGCCAACACCACUGCUUCCUCAUUGGACGACAGCGAGAUGAAGAAAGUACUGGAGAAGUGCAAGAGGUUGCAGGCUGAGAUGAGCAAAAUGGCAGAGGAGAACCGGCACUUAAAGGACGACAGCGCUCGCAUGAGGAAGAUGGCGCGUACGGAUCACGCAGUCACCAACACGGCCGCCACCUUGCCCUCCCUUCUGGUGGUCAUCGCUGCCAUCUUCAUCGGCUUCUUCCUAGGGAAGUUCAUCUUGUAG
This is a messenger RNA of Nerophis lumbriciformis (worm pipefish), 744 nucleotides long. Lineage: Eukaryota; Metazoa; Chordata; Actinopteri; Syngnathiformes; Syngnathidae. The record is from RefSeq and is a predicted model, not a curated record.